AUGGCGUCUCCUCUAAUGCUCGGCGGCUCGCCCGCCCAUUCAGAGAGCUUCUCUAGUCUCAAUUCCCCUCCCUCAUCUUCUCCAGUUCGAAGGAAACCUCUCCCGCAAAAUGUCGAUCUGAUUCCGGGUCCUGUUCACCCCUCCUCUCCCCUUUCGAUCGAGGGAGAUAAACCCACACCCAUUCCCACUGCACCUGUGGAUAGACCACCAUCCCCUUCGUCGGCGGAUGGAGACUCAUUGAUCACGGUACAGAAGAACCCGAAUAGAUUCUCCAGAGGACAGCUCGCUGCGCCUCUGCACAUCGAUACCUCCACCUCCCGUCAGGACUCUGCUUCAUACUUGAGAUCCGUAAUCGCAGACGACGACGACGAUUCAGACGAGGCUAUUGACUACUUUGACGAAGAAUACGAACAUCAGUUCACGAAUGGAACCCCUCUACACAGUCGUCUAGACAGCGAACCAUUCAUCCCAGUCCUCAACUCCCCUCCCCCGUCGAAGCGAUCAUCGAGACGCGCAACGAGCAUGGCCUUACACCCACCGCUAAACCGGCCACCUCCGUUACAUAUUGACGUGGAUCAUCGCUACCUCGCCGGGGGCGAAUCGUCCAGUACCGAAAUCUCCGAUUCUGGACGAUCAGCAAUGCCAGUUUCCAUGCCCCCAUUGGCUAAUGUCCCCUUCAAGCCACCUUCUCCUUAUAAUACCAGAAGCAAUGGAAAUGGGUCGACGCGGACCCCUUCUAUGGGAUCUGCAAGUUUAAAGGAGAAUAUAUAUGCAUCCAAGAUGGCAGAUAUCGAGAAUGAACUACGAGAGAUAAGCUCCGAGUUGGCGGGGUCUAUCCGUCGAGAAAUGGACCUAGAAGAUCUAGUUGAAAGGCUACAAUCAGAAGGCCCUGACGCAAAUCGUCGGACCAGCGACUAUUUCUCGGAUUCGGGUACUAGUUCUGUUCGGUACGCUUCAGAAUCUGGAAAAAAUGAAGAUAUCGAGAAGAUUCGCCGGGCUGGAGAGCAAGAGCGUGCUCAGUUGAAGGUCGAGUUAUCUCAGAAGUUACAGGAGGAACGCUCUAAGCGAGUGGCUUCCGAGUCACACGUUCAAAUAUUGGAGUCUCAAGUACAACAGCUUCGUCGCGAGAGAACUGAUCUGUCUGAUCUAUCUUCCAAAACGAAAGAACUCGAGACGGCUCUCGAGAAUACCAAACGAAAGUUGCUCGAAGAGCGACAAUCUAAAGAUAACUUCGAGGAUCUACUGACAGCAAUGCGAGUAGAACUCGAGCAACUGCGUAAUGACCGAGACCAACUUCGAGAUGGCAGCAGGCUGGCAGAGGAAAUCGAGGCGCUCAAAAUCGAGAAUGCUUCUUUGGCCCAACUGCAAGGUGGUCGGUUCGCCUCGAUUGCCGAGGAGGGUGGCUCACCGAGAAACUCAGCCUUUGGACUUUCGAGGUCGAAUUCUCUCGCGCGCAAGCCCAGCGGCCUCGCACGCUCCGGCUCUCUUUCUCGGUCCAACUCGGUUUCCAAUAAUAAAGGUGGUAACUCACCCGAGACACGUGAAUCUUUGGUCGAUAAGGUCCAGGAUGUCGAGGUCCAGCGCGAUGCUCUUCAUCAGACUCUGCGGAACCUUCUAGAGCGCCAGGCAUACCAGGCUCGCGACUUUGAAAAGCGCACCCGAAUGCUGGAAAUGGAGCUUGCUAUAUCCCAGCAAUCAGGCCCUCCGCGAAAGCUGGGCUACAAGAGGGACGUGCACAACCUUCGCGAUGAGGUUAACAUUCUGCGCAUUCGCGCGGAAGAUGCUCUCGAUGGCAAGUGGCAAUCUGAGAAAAACCUAGCGGGUCUUAAGAUGGACUUGGACCGAGCAGAGCAGGAGACUAGCUCUUUGCGCGUGCUUCUGCAAGAGGACACUGCCGCUGCUGAACUGGUCGCCGGCCCAGAAGGCUUCUCCGGCGAGACGGCCACAUCCACCUCCCUACAAUCUGCAUUCCAGCAAUUACAGACGGACAGGGCUACCGCUGAGGCCAGUGUUGAACACUCAGACGAGCUUGCUUCAUCUUUGGAAAGAACAGAGGUGCUUGGUACCAAGGUGAACUACCAGCUGCGCACCAAUGCUACUGUCCAUGCCCGCUUGGAAGAGGCCAUCAACAAGGGUGAUCAAGAUCAGCAGAUCUCAGUCGAUCGCAUCAACACCCUGCAGAAUCACAUGAAGGAGCUCGAAGACGAUCUUGUAGCUGCCCAGCAAUAUACUGAAGAAGAAAUGGGCAAGCACGAGGACGAAAUCCGUCUCUUGAAAGAGAGCCAGAAUGCUUCACUUACUCGUAUGAAGAACGGCGGCCGCACACCCGUCAGUCUCUCACCCCGCCCACCCAGUGCACCAUUCGACACCCGCUCCCCGCGUCUGGAUCAGACGACCAGCGGAGAGGGUGUCCCCCUGGCCGAGGUCAUUCAGGCCGAGGCGCUCGAAAAGCGAGUCAAGGCCCUUGAGAAGCUCCUCCGCGAUGCGGACAUGGAGAUGGAGCAAGUGGUUGGACGCAUGAACCGUACACAGCUCGACGUUGCUCAGCUUCAAACUGACAGAGAUGACGCUCUCCGCCAGACUAGCGAACUCCAAACCGAGAUUCAAGCCGAGCGUGAAACCCUCCAGGGACUUGUCAAAGCCCUGUAG
Messenger RNA from Penicillium brevicompactum, 2649 nucleotides. RefSeq lists its product as uncharacterized. Lineage: Eukaryota; Fungi; Ascomycota; Eurotiomycetes; Eurotiales; Aspergillaceae. The transcript has 5 exons. The record is from RefSeq and is a predicted model, not a curated record. The coding region runs from base 1 to 2649 and encodes 882 amino acids.